GCACCCGCCGUGCGGGGCUUCACAGUAGCGGAGCAGCGGCAGCGGCAGCGGCAGGAUGAGUGCAAGCCCGGACCCCGUGGUCAUUGUCUCGGCGGCACGGACCGCCAUCGGCUCCUUCAAUGGUUCCUUAUCUACUGUUCCUGUUCAUGACCUGGGCGCAGCUGUCAUCAAAGAAGUCCUGAAGAGGGCCGGUGUGGCUCCAGCGGAGGUGUCUGAGGUCAUAUUUGGAAAUGUUUUAACAGCAGGUUGUGGGCAGAAUCCUGUCCGACAAGCCAGUGUAGGGGCAGGAAUCCCCUACACUGUUCCGGCGUGGAGUUGCCAGAUGAUCUGUGGGUCAGGCCUGAAAGCCGUGUGCCUUGCAGCCCAGUCAGUAGGGACGGGAGACUCCAACAUCGUGGUUGCAGGAGGCAUGGAAAAUAUGAGCAAGGCUCCUCACUUGGUUCACUUGAGAACAGGAGUGAAGAUGGGUGAGAUGCCUCUACUUGAUAGCCUACUCUGUGAUGGUCUUACAGAUGCAUUCCACCACUAUCACAUGGGAGUUACAGCUGAAAAUGUAGCCAAAAAAUGGCAAGUGAGUAGAGAAGAUCAAGACAAGGUGGCACUUCUGUCCCAGAACAGGACAGAGAGCGCACAGAAAGCUGGCCAUUUUGACAAAGAGAUUGUACCAGUGUUUGUGUCUUCCAGAAAAGGUCUUACUGAAGUUAAAACAGAUGAGUUUCCUCGACAUGGGAGCAACAUAGAAGCUAUGUCGAAGCUAAAGCCUUGCUUUAUUACAGAUGGAACAGGAACAGUUACCCCAGCUAAUGCUUCAGGAAUAAAUGAUGGUGCUGCAGCUGUGGUCCUUAUGAAGAAGUCAGAGGCUGCUGAUCGUGGGCUGACACCUUUAGCACAGAUAGUUUCCUGGUCACAAGCAGGCGUAGAUCCUUCCGUUAUGGGAACGGGACCAAUUCCAGCAAUCAAGCAAGCCGUUGCAAAAGCAGGUUGGUCACUGGAGGAUGUUGAUGUAUUUGAAAUUAACGAAGCCUAUGCAGCCCUCUCUGUUGCAAUAGUUAGAGAACUGGGAUUAAACCUGGAGAAGGUCAACAUUCAAGGAGGGGCCAUAGCCUUGGGUCACCCCCUGGGAGCAUCUGGCUGUCGGAUUCUUGUGACCCUGUUACACACCAUGGAGAGAACUGGUGGACGUCGUGGUGUUGCUGCCCUGUGCAUCGGGGGUGGGAUGGGAAUAGCUAUGUGUGUUCAGAGAGGAUGAAAUUCUUCUAACAGUUAUGCCUAAACUAAAUUUGA
Molecule: messenger RNA, 1284 nt
Organism: Trichechus manatus latirostris (Florida manatee)
Lineage: Eukaryota; Metazoa; Chordata; Mammalia; Sirenia; Trichechidae
Gene: ACAT2
Product: acetyl-CoA acetyltransferase 2
Exons: 9
Coding region: 56-1249 (397 amino acids)
Biological process (GO): fatty acid beta-oxidation
Cellular component (GO): mitochondrion
Molecular function (GO): acetyl-CoA C-acetyltransferase activity
Source: RefSeq, a predicted model, not a curated record